AUGAAAAAUAAUCUUAAAGUAAAACUUGAAGAACUUGUAAUUUACAUUUUAAAAAAUAUAAAGAGAUAUCCAAAUAUUAUACAAAGACUAAAAUUCUAUGAACAAAUACACUUAGGAUUAACACUAAAUAAGAUUAAAAAUAAAAGAGAGAUUUAUUAUAAUUCAGUGUCAAUAUUUAAAAAACAGUCUAUUGUAGACAUGCUAAUUAAAGAUACAUGUAAUAAAUUAAAAUGUACACAAUCAGAUUUAUUGAUAUCUACUACUUUAAAAGGUGUAUUCUAUGGAAACAUAACAUUUUAUAAAAAUAAUAAGCUUGUACAUGUAAAUCUCAAAGGCACAUCUUUAAUACCUGAUAUGAAUCAAAUAGAUAGGAUUGAAUACACACAAAAAAAAUGUCUUAUAAUCGAAAAAGAUACUAUUUUUAGUAAAACAGUUAGAGAAUAUAUUUCUAAUGAUAUUUUAUUUAUAUGUGGGAAAGGUUAUCCCUGUAGAAAUACAUUAUUGUUAGUCAAUAAGCUUAACAUUAGAAAAUAUGGUAUUUUCGACUUUGAUCCAUAUGGAUUAGAAAUAUGCACUAAAUAUCCUUCUAUAAAAAAAAUAGGAAUAGAUAUUAAAGACAUAAAUCUUAUUGAUAAGCAACAUUUUAUGAUUCUUAAUAAAUAUGAUAUUAGAAAAAUUAAUACACUUUUAAAGCAAAAAGUUUAUGAGAUAGAGUUAUUUUAUAUGUUAAAAAAUAACAUAAAAAUAGAGAUUGAAGGAUUAUUUAGUGCAAAAGGAUUUGACAUAAAUAACUAUUUCUACACAAAAAUAAUAUAA
This is a messenger RNA of Vairimorpha ceranae, 816 nucleotides long. Its product is annotated as dna topoisomerase vi subunit a. Gene Ontology annotation, biological process: meiotic DNA double-strand break formation; reciprocal meiotic recombination; meiotic DNA double-strand break processing. The transcript has a single exon. Gene Ontology annotation, molecular function: DNA topoisomerase type II (double strand cut, ATP-hydrolyzing) activity; DNA binding; ATP binding. Gene Ontology annotation, cellular component: nuclear chromosome. Bases 1 to 816 code for a protein of 271 amino acids. The record is from RefSeq and is a predicted model, not a curated record. Lineage: Eukaryota; Fungi; Microsporidia; Nosematidae.